Trypanosoma brucei brucei TREU927 is the source of this 2103-nucleotide messenger RNA. RefSeq lists its product as hypothetical. The record is from RefSeq and is a predicted model, not a curated record. Gene Ontology annotation, molecular function: protein binding. The transcript has a single exon. Bases 1 to 2103 code for a protein of 700 amino acids. Lineage: Eukaryota; Euglenozoa; Kinetoplastea; Trypanosomatida; Trypanosomatidae.
AUGAUGAACACCGCCACUUUUUCUCGCUUUGGAAGCCAGCACUCAGCUGUAGCAAGAAACAGUGGCAUUUUUCUUUUGAGGAGUCGCACUCCGCUGCCUACCAAUAUUCGUUUGAACGCACUUUUCUUUCAGCAGCGCUUCAUUGGGCCCCGGCAGUACGCGCCAAAAGGCUUCCGUGAGGCAGCAGGACGAGCUCCUAUGACAUUUGAAUUUGGGGAGGAGUGUAACGGCCUUGCUAAAGUCGCACACCAGACAAAAAACUAUGGCGAUGCGAUUUCCCUUUACGAUCGCGCGCUCACGAUGCGACGAGAGAAGUACGGACCCAUUCACAGCAAAUGCGCGGCCACGUUACAUAACAUUGGUCGCGUCUUCCUGGAUAUGCGCGAGCCGGCCGCGGCGGAAAAUGCGCUCACAGAAGCGGCAGCCAUCUAUGAGGAAGUUGAAGGAGCCAAGUCGCUCAAAUACGCAGAAAGUCUUUCUCUUCUUGCGCUGGCAUACACGCAUCUAAAUUUCAUUCCUGAGGCGGAAAAGGCCUUUCGCGAGAGUAUAAAAAUCUUUCGUGACGUUUGUUACAACCACGCGGCGGGUUCAUGGCUACCUGAUAAUGCUGAAGCUGAAGCCGCUGCAUUGACAGAACCACAGAACCACCCGCUAGCCUCUGCAGCACACGCAUUAGCAGACUGUGCACAGCUGUUUCUUCUACAAAAUCAGGAACAUCGCGCUAUCGUAUUUCUUGAAGAAGCGCUCGAGAUUCGUCGCUUCCUUUACACGCGCCACAACAAGUUUAGGCCAAUCAUCGCACAAACGUUGAAUAAGUUGUGUGAACUCAAAAAAACUAUUAACGAUUCUACCGGGGCAGAAAUGUGCAUCACGGAGUGCCUUGACAUCUGUAUCGCUUCAUUGGGCCGUGACUCACCCGCAACGGCUCAAGCCACUAGCAGUAAAGCAUCACUGCUGGCCGCGCGCCGGCAGUUCCGUGAAGCGAAGAGAUUUUACGAGGAAAGUUGCCGAGCGUAUGCCGCAUCACUGGGAGAAGACUCUGCUCUGUACGGGCAGGAGCUCGUGAAACUUGGUCGCAUUGAAGAGCUGUGCGAUGAUUACUCUACUUCUCAGAAAGCAUACGAAAAAGGCAUUGACAUAAUUAAAAAGGCCCUGGGACCAAGUGCCUUGCAGCUGGCGGAAGCGUAUACAUUCCUUGGUUCACUUCUUGUAAAGCGACGCGAUUUGGACCGUGCUAUUGACCUCUUCCGGAAUGCAGUGGAGUUGCGCAAAGCUAACAAAAGUCCUAGUGGUCUUAGCAGCAACGGCAAAGAUCCGCAGUUAGCGUAUUUAUACCAGAAAAUUGGUGAUGUGUACGCCAUGCGGCGGGAGUCGCAUGCCGAGGCGUACUUCCUUCUUUCCAUUGAGCAGUUUCGUGAAAAUGCGAAGGUGGAGCCGCUGCAGCGGACCUUUUUAACUGACGUGCUGGAUGAUCUUGGGCUCCUCUACCUUGAUUUUCAUCAUUACGAGAAGGCUGAGGCGUGCCUAAAGGAGGCCCUUGAUAUCCGUAUUGAAAUGCUCGGUGAAACUCAUGCAACCGUCGCGUAUUCUUACAGUAAUUUUGCACUUCUCUACCUACACCGCGAGGACACGGAGAAUUGUGAGAAGAUGUGCAAGUGUGCACUCGACAUGUACGCCAAAACCGCUAGAUCUAACGUGCUUGCCCAAGCGGAUGUGUAUACGACGUAUGGCCAUUGCUGCCACCUACAGAAGCGAUAUGCAGAUGCGCUAACUUGGCAUGAAAAAGCAUUGAACGUGCGGCGUACACGAGGGGAAAGUAGUGAGAUGGCGACAGCUGAAUCUCUCAACCACAUAGCUCGAGUGUACGUCUCCUUGAAAAAGUACGCGGCAGCAACACGGCACGUUGCCGAGGCAAAGAAAAUCGCCUUCAAAUACGAUGCAGAUUUAACGCAGUAUCUCCGCCAAGAGGUUGCCAAGACGGAGCAGCAGAUACCGCCGAUGGAAAGUUGGAACGCAGAAGAAGGCACAUUUUCAAACACUGAGGCUAUUAGCACCUCUGGCCUGGUGAUAGAGGUUGGUGAUAAUAAAGGCGAUGGAAGGUGA